Messenger RNA from Pocillopora verrucosa, 1448 nucleotides. RefSeq lists its product as uncharacterized. Gene Ontology annotation, cellular component: membrane. NCBI's taxonomy places the organism in Eukaryota, Metazoa, Cnidaria, Anthozoa, Scleractinia, Pocilloporidae. Gene Ontology annotation, biological process: sensory perception of taste. The record is from RefSeq and is a predicted model, not a curated record.
AUGUCCUCUCAAGUAUCACCUAGAAACAUGGCGUCUGAGUCACUCCAUUCUCGCCAAAACAAAGCAGAUACGUUCGUCGUUUCAAUCCCUGACGACGCAAAUGGCAACCAGCUGGUUUUAAAGAAAUUGAACGAAAUAUACAGCCCUGCGCUAAAGUUGUUGAAGCUUUUCGGGGCGUACUAUGGACAAACCAAUUUAAAACAUUUGGAAUGCAUGCCAACCAGUCGGCGUGGAAAACAAAUAUUUUCGAAGAUAUAUUGUGGUCUGAUGAUAUCCCUUUUAUGCUUAGACUGCGUUAUGGCUGUCUCUGGGAUUUUUACUUCAGGGGCAGAAUUUGUCUUUUUGAUGUUUGCUCUUAUAAAACUUAUGAUAGUUAUCUGUGGAAUAACCUCAUUAGCGUUCCUUCCUUUAACUACUCCCAGAAGAUGUCGAUUCGAACAAUACCUUCGUCGCCUAAUCACAAACAGCAAAGGUAUCAAUUUUAAUUUUGUGAGGAAAAAGUCGAGAAAAGGCUUCAUAGUUAUCUGUUUACUUUAUGUACCAAUUGUUACGUUUACCGUUAUCGGUGAUCAAAAGUUGGACCUUGACCUUACUUGUUGUAAGCCUUGGAGUGAGUGGUUUGGCUUUCGAGUGAUUGCGCAGUUGUCUACAAUUAUUGGCAGUGCAGUGUGGUUGCUUUCGAUGUAUUUCUUCUAUCUAACCUGUAGAAUCCUAGUAGAAUGUUUCGAUGGGCUUUAUAAGAGAAUGUCAUCAUUACCUCCGCUCUCAGCAGACUUUCCAUCUUUAAAAAUGGAACAUCACAAGUUAUGCGAAGUAGUCGAACUUGCCGACAAGAUGCUCUCCCCACUCCUUCUCGGGGUUGUGGCGUUGUACAUCCCAAUGCUGUGCAUCAGUUUUUACAACUCUGUCAUUUUCCGAGAGGAUUUGAAGUUGAUGGCCCUUGCUGCUGAUAUUUCCUGGUGCUUUAUUGCAGCAGGCGUCUUAGCAAUUGUCCUGUUCUUUGGAUCUAAAGUCAGCGAAAAGAUUCACAGUUUUCAAAAGAUUUUGCAAACGCUUCCCGUCUCGACAGCAGAGGAAGCAAAGGUAUUGCUGUUUUUACUCGACCUUCAAGGAGAACCGAAAGGUUUAUCAAUUGGAGGAUUGCUGGUCAUAACUAAGUCCACAUCCUUGGCGAUUGCUGGAAUGAUAGUCUCCUACUUCACAGUUCUUCUAUCUUUGCCGCGUUGACGUUUGAAAGAUAUAACAUCGUUUAGUUAUGUCAAUGACAGAGAUGGUUCUCAGAUUUCAAUCGAGGGCUAGUCUCUAUCACUGAAAUUGUUGGUUUUCUCGAGGUAAAAAUUGAUGUCAAGGAGAAGCCUUGUGACAUUUUAUCCUUUUUGGUAGCAAUGCAGUCUUCAGUAGACUUGCCAUUUCAAAGGUUGUUGUAAAGUUAUGACUUGUGCUCUGGA